AUGUCACUGACUGAGUCUGCUGCGUUGGAUGUGGCCCGUAGCGCGUCCCUCGCCUCCCGCAAGCUCGCAAUCCUCCCCAAUGCGGCCCGGAAUGACGCCCUGACGGCACUUCACCAAGCAUUAGAUCAGAACCGAGCCACGAUUCUUGCUGCCAAUGCGAGGGAUGUGGAGGCUGCUACUAGUGCCGCCGAAAGAGGCAACCUCAACCACAGCGUCUUGAAACGAUUGGAUCUGUCUCGACCUGGCAAGUAUGACGAUAUGCUAGAGGGGAUUUUGAGUGUCCGAGACUUGGAAGAUCCAAUUGGAAAAACCACAAUGCGGACUCUCCUGGAUGAGGGUCUGACUCUGGAAAGAGUCAGCUGCCCUAUUGGUGUCUUGCUGAUUAUCUUUGAGGCUCGCCCCGAGGUUAUCGCGAACAUUGCUGCUCUUGCCAUCAAGUCAGGCAAUGCUGCAAUUUUGAAAGGUGAAUCAAUUACGUUCAAUUGUGAUAAACAGGAUGGCAUCAUUGACACACUCGAAACAGGUGGAAAAGAAUCUCUCGAAUCAUUUGUGGCCAUUGCAAAUGUUGUGUCCGAGGCUAUUGCUAGCUCACUGGUGCCAGUAUCGUCAAUCCAACUUGUUAAAUCGCGGGAUGCGAUAUCGUCUCUCCUGGCUCAAGACUCACUCAUUGAUCUUGUGAUUCCCCGAGGAUCCAACGAACUCGUUCAGUUUGUGAAGGACAACACCAAGAUUCCCGUCCUUGGACACGCCGACGGCCUCUGCUCCGCCUACAUUCAUUCCGAUGCCAAUAUCCACAAGGCAGUGAAAGUGAUUGUGGACUCAAAAACGGAUUACCCGGCUGCCUGCAAUGCCCUGGAAACAUUGCUGGUGCAUGAAGAUACCUUGGAUACCAUUUUCCCUGCCGUUGCGACAGCUCUUCUUGAUAAGGGUGUCUCCCUCCGAUGCGAUGACUCAUCUAAAGCGGCCUUGAUGAAGACUUUGCCUUCGGAAAAAUGUGCUGGAGUGCAGUCAGCCACGGAGUCAGACUAUGAUACCGAGUUCUUGGACUUGGUAUUGGCUGUCAAGACCAUCUCUGCGAAUUCUUCAACCUCAGCGGUUGAAACCGCCAUUGAACACAUCAAUGUACAUUCUUCCAAGCACACUGAAAUCAUCUUGACCGAGUCCGAAGAGUUGGCGAAUAUAUUCAUGAGUGGCAUCGACAGCGCUGGAGUUUACUGGAAUGCAUCCUCCCGCUUCGCUGAUGGAAUGCGCUAUGGAUUUGGGACGGAAGUGGGAAUUAGCACCAACAAGAUUCACUCCCGGGGCCCCGUCGGACUAGAGGGCCUUACUAUUUAUAAAUAUUUGAUCCGAGGCAAUGGUCACGCAGCUGCCGACUAUCACGACGGCGCAGGUGGACGGAAAUACGCCCAUUCCAACCUGCCCUUUUAG
Molecule: messenger RNA, 1428 nt
Organism: Penicillium odoratum
Lineage: Eukaryota; Fungi; Ascomycota; Eurotiomycetes; Eurotiales; Aspergillaceae
Product: glutamate-5-semialdehyde dehydrogenase
Exons: 2
Coding region: 1-1428 (475 amino acids)
Molecular function (GO): glutamate-5-semialdehyde dehydrogenase (NADP+) activity
Source: RefSeq, a predicted model, not a curated record